UCAUAAGGCAACCACGUUUUCCUUUUUGGAUAAUUUUGUUCAAAUAUUCUUUUCCACUAUCAUUUCAAAGAAGUAGGGUGUUCGAUGUGGAUUUCUCUAAUCCUUGCUUUCACACCCUCAGUGACGUUGCUCUGUGCACCGUUUCUUAAGUCAACUUUUAGAAUAGUUAAAAUAAGAUGCUGAACCAAUAUGCCUUUUAUACGGUAAUAAUGGAUCGUAUUUGAGGAUUGACAAUUAUGAAGGUGUUUACUUGGAAAUGCCUAACUCUCACGAAUUCUUAAAUGCCAACACAAUGGCGCCGUAUGGCAUUGCAGACGCACUUCAUUGGAUUUUGUCAUAAAAGGUAUUUCUUGGAAAAUGAGCCGCCAAUUCUGGGAUUGCACAAGAAGCCAAGAAGUCACAAUAGAUGUGCAGUAAAGUACAGUUCCAAAAUUAUGAUAAUCGUUAGAUCAACUGAAGUGUCAAAAAUUGAAAUACCGUUGCAACACUUGAAGGUCUUUGUUUUCCAAGUUGCAUUGUAUUCCCCUAUAAAGUGGUUGGCACUGGCAGUUUUGGGUUCGACGAAACUGAGUGACACAAAGCGUUGAAAUUGUAACAUGUUAACUAGAUAAUCACAUAAUAGAAGCUAAAUAAAGAAUAAAAAUUUUCACAAACAAAAUCAACAUUUAUA
Messenger RNA from Stomoxys calcitrans (stable fly), 670 nucleotides. RefSeq lists its product as uncharacterized. Lineage: Eukaryota; Metazoa; Arthropoda; Insecta; Diptera; Muscidae. The transcript is spliced from 8 exons. The record is from RefSeq and is a predicted model, not a curated record. The coding region runs from base 282 to 587 and encodes 101 amino acids.